Centropristis striata (black sea bass) is the source of this 2168-nucleotide messenger RNA. RefSeq names its product cholinergic receptor, nicotinic, beta 4 (neuronal) (gene chrnb4). Bases 154 to 1722 code for a protein of 522 amino acids. Gene Ontology annotation, molecular function: acetylcholine-gated monoatomic cation-selective channel activity; transmembrane signaling receptor activity. The record is from RefSeq and is a predicted model, not a curated record. Gene Ontology annotation, cellular component: postsynaptic membrane; neuron projection; synapse. Gene Ontology annotation, biological process: chemical synaptic transmission; regulation of membrane potential; nervous system process. Lineage: Eukaryota; Metazoa; Chordata; Actinopteri; Perciformes; Serranidae. The transcript has 6 exons.
UCCGGUAAAAUACUCUCUUUUUCAGGCAUCAGCACAGUGCUGGUUUAGUGUCCAACCCGUAGAUUCCGGCAUGUCCAAGAGGAAGAGCGCUGAACACCGCAACUGUGAGCCUUCAUCAUUGACAACUCCUGCGGAUCAGAUGGUGCCGAAAAAAUGACUCGGGCUCUCUCCAUCCUCGCUUACUUUUUCUCUUUGAUCCACUGUGGCAGCUGUGCAGACUCAGAGGAGCGUCUCAUGAACUGGUUGCUGGGAAAGGAUCGCUACAAUCCGCUCAUCCGCCCAGCUGUCAACAGAACCGAGAGAGUCCCAGUGAAGCUGCAAGUGUCUCUGGCUCAGCUAAUCAGUGUGAAUGAAAGAGAACAGAUCAUGACCACAAAUGUCUGGCUCACUCAGCACUGGGUGGAUUAUAGAUUAUCAUGGGACCCUGCAAAGUACGAAGGUAUCGACAAGCUGCGCAUCCCCUCCAGACACAUCUGGCUCCCAGAUAUUGUACUCUACAACAACGCUGACGGUACCUAUGAAGUUACAGUCUUCACCAAUGCCAUUGUCCUUUUCAACGGCAGCAUCAACUGGCUUCCUCCAGCCAUAUACAAAAGCGCCUGUAAGAUUGAGGUCAAGCAUUUUCCCUUCGACCAGCAGAACUGCACCCUCAAGUUCCGCUCUUGGACGUACGACCACACAGAGAUCGACCUGAUCUUAAAGUCUGAGGUGGCUAGUAUGGACGAUUUUACCCCCAGUGGGGAGUGGGACAUCCUUACGCUGCCUGGCAGACGGACUGUCAACCCUCUGGAUCCCACCUAUGUGGACCUCACGUAUGACUUCAUCAUCAAGAGAAAGCCCCUUUUCUACACCAUAAACCUCAUCAUUCCCUGUGUUUUGAUCACCUCUCUGGCCAUUCUGGUCUUCUACUUACCCUCAGACUGCGGGGAGAAGAUGACCCUCUGCAUCUCCGUCCUCCUGGCUCUCACUGUGUUCUUGCUUUUGAUCUCAAAGAUUGUUCCUCCCACUUCACUGGAUGUGCCCCUGAUCGGCAAGUAUUUGAUGUUCACCAUGGUGCUUGUGACUUUCUCCAUCAUCACCAGUGUGUGUGUGCUCAACGUGCACCACCGCUCCCCCAGCACCCACACCAUGCCAUCCUGGGUCAAGCUGAUAUUUCUAGUGAAACUCCCUGCCUUACUCUUCAUGAGACGUCCUCAAAAUAACUCUGCAAGCCAGAGACUUCGCCAACAGCGGUGUGUACGGGCGAGGAGAUCCAUUUUGGGCUUGGGUUAUCCAGUCGCAUCCAAAACGGGUAUCACCAUGUCAUCUUCUGCCCUGCUGUCUUCCGACUCUGCCUUCUCCACCCCAGGACACAAAAAUGUGGCUCCUCCGCUGGGCUACAGCCACUCCAACAGGAAGGGGGACUUGCGCUUUACUGAUUUCCUUCCCAGUAGUUUCACUUCUAGCCAAGACCUCCAGCAGAGAAGCAAUGCAGACUGGGCUGCUGAUGUCCAGGAGGCAGUGAACGGGGUGCGCUUUGUGGCUGAGCACAUGAUGGGAGACGACGAUGAUCAGAGUGUGAUAGAGGACUGGAAGUAUGUGGCCAUGGUGGUGGAUCGUAUGUUCCUGUGGAUCUUUGUGAUAGUGUGUGUGGUGGGCACCCUGGGCUUAUUUCUCCAGCCUGUCUUCCAGAGUCAGAUUGUUCCCAACCAGCAGCCCAGCUCAGAGACUCCUCGCAUAUGAACACCAAUGAAGAAGGAAGGGCCAGUUUUAUUUUUAUUUUCUUAGCAAUCAAGCUAUUAGGAUAACAACUAUUAUAAGCAGAUGGAUGUGUUAGUAGAACCAUUCUUUUGGUGUUUGGAUUAAGCAAACAUUGGUGGGGUCAAUAGACAAAAAUGUACCACAUGGGCCACAGCAAUAACAUCCUUUACUGCACCUAAUAUUUUGAGGAAAUAGUACAUCUGCCAGGGACCUUAUGUGGCAUCAUCAUUCUCUAUUAUGGUGACAGAGGACAGCUUCAGAAGUGGACUGAAUGUAACCUUCACCUUACUGAAGUAUUCCCAACUGUUGCAGAAAUAAACCCAAUAGUCUGAGAUACGAGGACCAUCUGUCACAUGUUGUUUGACUUCUUAUUUGUGUUUCAGUUAUAUGACCAUUGAAAUGUGAUGUUUGAUUAAAGUAUAAUAUCC